AUGCAACGAGUUCAUGAGUCUGAAGAACGUAGUGGUCAUACACCCCCUCCACCCUAUACGCUGGUUGACCAGUUCACUGAUGGUAGUACGACUCAGACCCAACAACAUUCACAAAAUACAUACUCGGAGAACUCACCAGACUCUGACUUUCGUCUGGCUCAAAAACUUCAAGACGAGGAAUAUGCUCGCUGGGCAGAAUCUAAUCGGCAACAGGAUCUGGUAUCCAAUGUUGGCGAAUCGUCUGUCGACCAUUUUCAUUCCCGAGUAGUUCCACCUAUACCUGAAAAUUAUCGAUCUUAUUAUCAAUUACCACGCCCUUAUCCAUAUUAUAAUAAUUAUCAAACUACACAACCACAAACUUCAUAUCACACUAUUGAUGAUGAUGAUAAUACAGCUUCAGGAUGUCUAACUGGAUUGUAUGAACGUGACCUUAGACGGCAAAAUGGAGUUGCAAGUCUUUUACAUUGCGCGACACCUAAUUACGUCCAAAAUAACUAA
This is a messenger RNA of Cetraspora pellucida, 498 nucleotides long. The record is from the annotation of a GenBank genome assembly. NCBI's taxonomy places the organism in Eukaryota, Fungi, Glomeromycota, Glomeromycetes, Diversisporales, Gigasporaceae.